This is a messenger RNA of Colletotrichum phormii, 2034 nucleotides long. Its product is annotated as INO80 chromatin remodeling complex Ies1. The coding region runs from base 1 to 2034 and encodes 677 amino acids. Lineage: Eukaryota; Fungi; Ascomycota; Sordariomycetes; Glomerellales; Glomerellaceae. The transcript has 2 exons. Gene Ontology annotation, cellular component: Ino80 complex. The record is from RefSeq and is a predicted model, not a curated record.
AUGUCGCCCGCUUCUCCCGAUUCUACUGCGGGCGGCGCAAUGUCAGACGCAGAGGCACCUACGUCUCCGGCGCGCGGCGAUGAGGGCAAAUCUUUCCUCUCGCAAGCGAUGACCGAAGAUGACGAUACCCGCAUGAUGGACGGGACCCCCGAGCCAGGCGAGAAGACGACAGGCCGCGGCAAGGGCAAGAAUGCAGCAAAGGAGUCGGCUGGAGCUGUCACGGGAAAGAUCCGACACCUGAAAAAGGAAGAUGGCGAGCCGCUCUGGCGCAAAGACAUCCAAUACGACUUCCUGAAAGCCAUCUUCGAUGACGAGACAGUAGUGUUCACCAACUCGUACGAGCCUGAGAAGCCUCGCCAGAACUUCGCCGAUCUCUACAUCGACACAAUGUCCCGUAGCAGCAAAACCAGCAAGGUCCUUCGCGACAAACUCCUUACCGAUCGAGCCGCGGCGAAAGGCAUGGCCAUGGUCUGCCUACUGGUCAACAUUGGCAGAAUGAACACAACGCUCAAUUUCUUCCCCGAGAUGCGAGCCCAGCUGCGAACCUACCAUGCCAUUCCCUCGCUCCAGGCGCACCAAGAUGCGCAUGCAUACAAGCAACUCCAGGAUGCCCCGAGAUUGAAGUCUAUCCUGAAGGGCGGUGCCGAGGAUCGUGAAGAGCCUUCGAGUCUCAACAAAAUCAAGGCUCGAGAGGUUCCUCGGACAAACCCCGUCAACCUCUUGUUCGUCAUCUGCCAGUCGGCUUCCAAGAUCGCCGAGUUGCAUUUCCCCCCCGGGCGAGAAUUCCACGACCUGGUCAUGAAGACAAAUUUCACCAGCCAGUCUCGCGCCAAGGCAUUUCUCUGGAUCAUGUGGUUUUACCUCGAGUCCGACUUCACGGAGGAGGGCUGUGACGAGAAUCCCUUCGGCCCGGGUGUGGACUAUGGCGUUGAUGUCGCUAAUCAAGGCGUCCCCGAAUUAGACGAGAUGACCCCAGAUGAAGAGGCUGCCGAAAACGUUGAUGAAGAGGUGGAGAUCAAGUUUGGCGAGGAGAAGCAGAAGAUGCGUGCAAAGAUUCUAGAAGCAGACCAGGCCUAUCUCGCCGACAGUCAGACGAAGCGAGGGUCAAGGACUUCUCGUGUAAUGGCCGAGGAUGGGCCUGCCAUCUUACCCCGUAUUCGACCUUCGAAACACGAGUCUGAUAUGGAUAGCACCCGUUCGACGCCACCACCGAAAGCACUAGGACGAGGUCUUGGGGGCUCGGUCCGACGUGGCGGAGCACCUCUUAAGUAUCAAAUUUUUGAGGCCUCGUCGCCAGCCGGUCCAGCUCAUGGUUCAGCGGAGGGUAUUGUCGCAAGAAAACCCCGGCCUCCCACAGCACACCAAAUUGCGGUGGAGAGGAACAGAAAUCAGAGGGUCGAAUACAUACUCGACCGGGGCAUAAGGAGACAACACCACAAGGCCAGGAAGUUUAGACGACAGGAUGGCGCGGUAUACCGAGCAUACAAACGUAUCCAGCAGAUGCCAAACCCGUUUGAAGACAGCGAGGGCGAAGAUGGCCCGCAGCGACAAUUGGCUUCUUCCGGCGAUAAGACCGUCGGCGCCUUCCGUCAAAAGGGAUUCGGCGGCCUGGUACUUUUGACUACUGAGAAUGAUGAUUUCGGUGAAGAGGCAAGCGCCUACGCCGCAGCAUUCAGACGCACAUCACGACGACUGGCCCGAUGGUCUGCUCACGAAGGUGAACCCCUGGGGGUUAUUCCUCCUAGGAAGAGGAAGAAGGCCGAUGGCGAGGCUAAUGGCCACGGCGAUGCUGGCGAUAUGACCAUGGAUCUUGACACCCAAAGGGCCGAUGGAUCACAAUCCCGGAUGAACGACGACAUCGACGGUGACGAGACUCUCGGCGACAUGACUAUGGGAGACAUGACCAUGGACGACAUCGACGAUGCGGAUAAGACGGCUGCGCCUGACGACGAAGAAGAGCUGGACGAUAUGGAUAGGUCCCUUCUCGGCCUUGCCGCUGAUGACGGAGAGGACUCCGCCUCCGACGACGAGUAG